Molecule: messenger RNA, 4806 nt
Organism: Bactrocera neohumeralis
Lineage: Eukaryota; Metazoa; Arthropoda; Insecta; Diptera; Tephritidae
Exons: 6
Coding region: 440-1912 (490 amino acids)
Molecular function (GO): protein binding
Source: RefSeq, a predicted model, not a curated record
AGACGCCCGUUUCAGUCGAGUGCAAAUUGUCAAAUGCUACGGAUGGAAUUUACUCGGCAAAGGCAACGAAUCGAAAACGAAACGCCUCGAUGGGGUUGUGCUAAUAAAUAACAACAAUAAUAAUAAUAAAAUAAAUAACUCGAGCUAAAAACAGAAAACCAAAAACAAAUACAGUGAUGAAAUAACGAUUAAAUACUAGUAGCAACAACGCCUAAAAAUAUACAAAACAAAAUAUUUGUGUACUCUUAAAAUCGUGAAACGUAGCAUAACACGCGAUAUUGUAAACAACAUUAGUAUAAACAAUACCAAAUAACGUAGUUCUUUCGCAAAUCUAGGAAGAAUGUGUGCGGAGCAAAGCCUUGAUUUCAAGGAGAAUUGAACGGGUUCGAUAAAACGGCGUUAAGCGCAUAACUCGAAUGUGAAAAGAUAAUGUGGAAGCAUGUCUUCCCACUCCGUUGUAUCACUCUCAUCUUUUAAUAUAUUAUUUUUUACACAGGUUCUAACGGUUUUAACAUCGUCAAUAAAAUACCACGAGUACGUGACGGAUAAAGGCAAAAAUAUUUCCAUACCCUGCACAGCGGAGGGCAACGUUAUGUGGGUUAAGGAAGGCGGCAACAAUAGCACCAUAAUACAGACAGGUAAAUUUUUAGUGCUGACCAAUGUAUCGACCGACGAACGUGGUCUGUACGUGUGCUUUGCUGCGGUUCCUCCACGUCAAUCUUCCGCCCCCAUUACCGGCUCCAAUGCACAAGCAACAAAUGAACAGAGAAAAUCAAUAACAGCAUCAUUGCCUACAUCUGCCUCGCCAUCGACGGCGUCAUCGUUGAUAUUGACAUCAACGUCAUCAUCGUCAACCUUAUCAUCGUUAGAAGAUAUAAACGUAUCAACAAUGAUGCACACAAGUGCAACAAAUGCUUCAACUACCUCAUCGCUUCCAAUGCCAGUGCCCACAAUAGCCGUAGCCACCGCCACAAACGCAAAUGCAAACACAGUGAAUAUAUCGACGGCGCAGCAAGUUUCAAAAUCUGACAAAGCUACCACCUUAAACAAUAGUGGACAGACAAUGGAAGCGCCUAUACCGGACGCAGAACGGAAGACAGAAGCAAAUAAUGGUGAUAAGAGCGAAGAAGAAACCGAGGCGGAGGAAUACCAAGCUGUCGAAAAGGUCAACUUGACCGUGCGCACACCGCCAGGGCCUGUUACACAACUUUACUUCAAGGCAUCUACUAUUCUAGGUUUUCUAAUCUGGCGUUUUAACAAAACCAAUUCCGGUGGUUAUCCAGUGCGCAGCUUUACUGCCGAAUUUCGCAAUGUUUCGUAUAAUGAGACACCCUACAACCAAUCGUUCGAACACGAAUGGAGUCGUAUGGACCCAAUUAAUAUUGCGCCGAAUGUUCGGCAAAUGGAGGUAUAUCGCCUGGAGCCCAACACCACAUACGAAUUUCGGAUAUGGGCCAACAACCAGUUAGGCAGUGGCGAGGUUGUUACCACCAAUGUAACAACGCUUCCUGAAACCAAAGAGGAAGAUUUAAUACGCCUUAUACAACCCGACUUAGAUAAUUUCGAUCCGCGCAUUUGGAUAAUCGCCGUCAGUGUUGUACUUGGAACUCUUGUGAUAUUAGCAAUUGGACUAUGUAUAGUUUUAUCGAAAGAAUGUUAUCAAUCAUCGCAAACGGAUUUCGAGAACGGUUGGGAAAGCAUAGAGCUUAUACCGAAUAUAAUACUGAAUCCGGGUUUCUGUGAGUCGGAUGGAUCCGAACCAGUGCAGCCGUACACACGAACUAUCAUCUUUGGUGAAGAUGACGAGAGUGAUGGCUACGAGAGUGAAGAAUCAGAUCACGAGCCACCCAUGGAAAAAUUCAAGCGAAAAGUGUCGGUUUUCUUCACAGGCCCCACAAUAAGACGCAUUUGAGUUAAAUCGGAUGACGCCUCUAACGGACGCGGCGAAAUAAAUAGCAUUUGUACAUUUAAUAUUAUUUACAAUUUGUUUUGCUCACAUUUUGGGACGUUUGUGAUUUAUAGUACUAAGAGAUUGCACCAUUGUACAGGUUAUUUUUCUUCAUCAUAUAGAUUUUAAAUUGUUAAUAUGCAUAUUUUCGAAUAUAGAAAAUCAUAAUUCUUCUCAGCAGUGUUGAGAUACAAUUUUUAGGAGGCGAUUGCAGUACCGUUGCUUCAAUGCUAGCUUAAGAUUCUAAGCAACUAUUUGUUAACACUGAUAAGAAAAAAAUCAUUAUAAUACUUGUAAAAAUAUUAUAGUAACAAAAAUGACAAAAGUUGUCGCAUAGGAAAGAAUGUAGGUACUUAUAUUUAAGAAAAUAUAAGCGAGCUUUUGUUACGAAUCAAAUUUUAUAAAUUAACGCCUAAGCAAAUUGUUAUUGAAUAUACACACAUAUAUACAUAUGUACAUACAAGCAAACACAAAGUUAAAGACAUUUAGAAAAUGAUCAGUACGCAUAUGGAAAGAAACUUACUCGAAUACAUACAUAUAGACUCACGAUCCAUCUCAGUUCUCAGUUCGUCAAACGCGACCCCCUUAUUAAAUUUAAUAUCCACCCUUUUCGUUUCUAAUCCCCAACAGAGUGAAUUUCAGCACGAGCACGAGCACGAGCGAGACAAUGUUUUAUUGUGCUUUAUAUAGAGAACAACGCAGUCUAGCCUGUAGUAUUCCUGCAUCCUUCUUAAUGAGCCACUUAUCGUCUGCUUUGAUUUUUAACUUUCAUCGGAUAUUCUGAUGUACGUGUGUUUUUCGUUCAGUCUAUUAGAUCUGCAGGCGAAAUUACUGAGUUAGUGUUCCUAAUUAAACCCGUUUUUAGUUACACACACACAUGUACAUAUGCCUAUGCAAACACGACUGGAAGAAGAUGAAGCUUAGAACUUAGGAAAUUACUACCAAAUAAUGGAUGAAACGAUAUGCAUAAAUAAUUGUUGCUGUGAUAAAAUUUCAAUUGGAAAACGCUAUGUAUUAAUAAAUUUAAUAUAUUACAAAGUUAUUAACUAAAGCAAGCGCUCACAUUUGAAUGAAGAUUGAAUAAAUUGUACAUUUUUGUGGGGGCCAACACGUUGUCUUUUAAACACUAAAAUGUUACUGAUACAUAAACUCAAAUAUGCGUAAAUAUAAUUGUAUCAUUGUUUUUUUUUUUUGUUGUUUUUUUUUGGUACUCGUAUAAUUGGUUUGGUGUCCUUAAAUCGACAAAGUGGUGAUAACGAAUACGAAUCUCUUGGAAUGAGAGAGGUAUUAGAUGAACUCUUUGUCUUCCCUUCAUGGCACAUUCCGUUUCUUUAUUUCAUGACAAUCAAAUAAUUGUAGCGAUUAGCAAAAAUUGCCAAAUUGUCUACUUAUAUGUGGUAAUUGUCUGAUGUAAUGAGCAGUCUGAAAGCUCUAUUAUAGUAGUCAAAUACCUUCAAUAAAUCCGGGUCAUAAUUACUAAUUGUCCAAAUCAAAUAUCUGUCCGAAAAUCUAUUAAAAAUAUCCAACCAUUCGACACUAAAAUGUGAUAUGAUGGCAGAUUGAUUGAAUGGUUGAUUUCUUUAUAUUGAAUAGUCGAAAAAGUCUUUUCGUAUUUCUAAGUAAUCAAAUUUUAACUUAUUUUUUUAUAUUUAUAAUAAUAAAUAAAUAAGCAAAUAGUAUGUGCCAUCUUGGUCGACCACUUUUUGUCAUUUUUCCGCUAGAGACAUUAUUCCAUCAACGUAAAACUUUCAUCAGUGUAAAUAGAAAUUUCAAAAUUUCUAGAACGGAUGGUUUAACACAAUGUGAUUGGUAGCACUGGAGAUUUACUACUGCAACAACAUCUAUUGACAAAAUACGAAAAGACUUUUUUGACUACCCAAUAUAUCGUUAUCUCCGUUUUUCCAACAUCUUUCUUUUACAUGGUACAUAACUCUGGGAUACUUGGCGCUUAACUGCCCAACCAUGCCCAUAUCUCAUAAAUGUUACUUAUAACACAAACGCAAUUAUCCGACUUCUUCACUGAGUUAUCCCACUUGUCAAUUAGUUGCUUCUCUUCCCAUCUGUGGUUCGUGCCUUGAUGCCAUCCAACAAAUGGAGAUCUGUUCUUAAUUAUUUAUUAAAAUUGAUUUGACUCCAGUUGAAGAAACAUCCUCUAUUUGAGAGGACAUACAUAUACAAUUGAACACACAUUCAUACAAACAUACAUACAUAUGUGUAAAGGUAGUUAUACGAUUAUACGAAAAACAACAAGCACAACAACCACAGCGUGGGAAAACUAAAAGCAUUCAAAUAAGAGCCGCAUUAAAUUUAGUGAUCAAAACGCCUUCAAAUUGCAAUUAUACAAAAAAGAAAUGUAGAAAAUUAUUAAAUACUAUUAAUAAAAAACAACCGAAUAGUAAAUGCAAACACGUAUGCUUUUGUGUAAAUAUUAAUUUUUAGAAAUAAAGCAGCGAAUUUUUAUUGCGACAUACACAUACAUACAUACAUACAUAGGUAUUUAAAUGCAAUGACGCUUGAUUCAUACACGCCUUUGUGUGCGUAUAUUAUAAAGUCUUAAAUAACUACUUUGUUAUUAUAAUUUAAAAGCAAUCAUUGAGACAAAUGUAUAAUUUAUGAUUUACGGUUACCCCUAAUAUAAAAUACAUACACAUAUAUGUAUAUAUAGAUGCAUAUAUAGUGGAAAACGCGCCGUAUGUUAGUUGAUAAAAGCCCCCAAAGUAUACCGAAACACCGCUGAAUAUGCUUCGAACAUUAAAAGCUUUUAGGUAUUUCUAUAUGUAAAUGUCGCAAAUUAACUGUAAUAAAAUAAAUUUAUACAAAUAAAAUAAAGCGAAGAUUCAAAGUAUUUUUAUACUUUA